UUUUUUUCUUUUUUGUCAUGGCUCCAAGUUGCCUCUUUCGAACGGAUAUUUCCAAGCCGCUGUCUGGUCAUCGAGAACUGUCAAGACGAAGCCAAUGUCUUGAAUUGCCGAGAGGUGCAAACCUUCCUCCACGUCACUCUCCAUCGACUCCUGUAUAUAUGAAGCCUCUGAGAGCUGCGGCUUUGUUUAAUGCAUGGAUUUGAGUCAUUGAUUACCUUUGAAACCCUAGUCCGAUCCACUUGGACAUCAGAUCAAGACGACAAGGACGAAUUCCGUUAACGUCGGAAAGGAUAUGAUGCAUAGACACUUUCAACACAUGCUUUAGGAGAGUUUUCAUACGGAAGGCCGAGCUCCAAUGUAUUCCC
This is a messenger RNA of Colletotrichum navitas, 365 nucleotides long. RefSeq lists its product as uncharacterized. Lineage: Eukaryota; Fungi; Ascomycota; Sordariomycetes; Glomerellales; Glomerellaceae. The transcript has a single exon. The record is from RefSeq and is a predicted model, not a curated record. Bases 18 to 203 code for a protein of 61 amino acids.